Molecule: messenger RNA, 1986 nt
Organism: Chondrus crispus (carragheen)
Lineage: Eukaryota; Rhodophyta; Florideophyceae; Gigartinales; Gigartinaceae
Exons: 1
Coding region: 1-1986 (661 amino acids)
Biological process (GO): protein autoprocessing
Source: RefSeq, a predicted model, not a curated record
AUGCGCUCCCUUCGUUCCUCGCUCUCUCUCCUCCUUUGCCUCCUCUCCCUCCACUUCCUCGCAGUCCGCACCCAAACCGAAGACGAAUGGCCUGUCGAGAUCCUCCUCGCCCCCGAGAAUUCGCGCCCCAUCCAACGUCCUGUCGCCGCAGUAGCUGGCCUGGGCACCACAAUCUACAUCGCCACCACUGCGGGCCAGCUCCUCCUCGUCGAUAUCAAGUCCGGUGCAGUCACCAUGCUCAAUCAAGGCGGUGAUGACCAGCGCUUCGCGGGACUCUGCCUCGACUCGCGCGGUCUGGGCACCCUGUAUGCCACGGGGAGGGAGUCUGGUCUGGUCUAUGCCUUUAACCGUCGUGGCGAGUUGCUCCAGUCUUAUCGCGUCGCGGAGCCCUCAUCCUCCGACCAACCCUUGUAUCUUUCAGGAUGCAUACAGACACAGUAUCAGCUUCUAAUCAUGGACUCUACUUCGCCGCGCUUAUUUUACUUGCGCCUCGCGGACACCGGGCCGCUACGAGGGCACCCGCCACCGCUGGAUCCCAGCUUUACGUAUCAGGGCAUCGCAGUCCCGUUCACAGGAGAAUGGAACCAGACCGGCUCAGGGUUUAACGGAUACGGCGUCGAAUGGACUCAGAAGUUUAAGCGGAUUGCCUAUUUUUUGAAUUCCGCCACUGGCCAGUUGUACGUGUGUACCAUUUCGGAAACCCAGGUUUCCGGCGAGAUGCGUACCGUCAAUGUUCUAGGGAAGAUGACCCUCUUCCCAGGCGCGUUGCAGAUAUUGUUUGAUUCGUCAAAUGAAAACGUCCUGUAUCUUUCCAUGCCACAUACCAAUUCUGUCGCAGUCCUGGAGGUCAGCGGCACGAACCCGCGUCGCGCAAAGUACAUUCGGACGCUGACUAGCGCUCUACUGAGUGGGCCUGUCGCCGUGUCAGAAUAUGGAAACUUCAUCUAUCCCGUCAAUGCACGCCUCAGCUCUGGAGCAGACGCUGACGAUUUCACUGUGGUUAAGAUUUCCCGGCACCGCCAAUUACUCGAUAGCGGGGACCCAGAUCAGGACUUUACUACGGCUCUCGACGAUGUGGAGGAGGAACCCUUGCCAGUUGCCAUCGAACCUGCGCAAGUUGAGGAUGUUUUGCGAUCAACACCCGUCCCUGUCGGAACGUCCGCGCCAGCGCCAAUUGGGACUCCUCCUCCUUCGGCAGCGACGCAGACCGAUGCCGUGGAUCCUGUGCAACCCCCUCCCAUCGAGUCGGCGACCCCAGUAUCUACCGGUGCACCAACACAAGCCGUGCCCACGACUACGCCGACUCCCGCUAGCGCCGAAGAAGGCACACAAUCGGACUCGGCCGACAGCGACGGAGAAAACGAUGAGUCCGGCCCUGUAUUUGCCGUCAAUAGCAGCGACGAGGAAGGUGCAGAUGGGGCAUGCUUCCCAGCGUCUGCAACUGUCAGAACAGAGAUCGGGAGACAGGUGCGUAUGGACGAAUUGCGGAUAGGCGACAGCGUGUUUGUUGGAUACACACGAGAAGGAAAGGAGCAGUUUUCAGACGUGUUUCUGUUCUCCCAUCAAGACAGAGCUAUCAUCACCAGCUUUGUUCGAAUUUCCACAAGCGAUGGCCGAAGCAUUGACUUGAGUGAUGGGCAUUAUUUAUAUGUGAAAGAUGUAGUGACUGAGGCGUCGGCCGUCGUGACUGGCGAUGUUCUGACUAGUGAUGACGGCGGUUCAGUGCGAGUCACAAGAAUAGAGCGGAUGCCACACAGAGGGUUGUACAACCCCCAAACUGUUCAUGGCGACAUAUACGUGAACGGAAUCAAAGCAAGCACUUACACCUCUUCAAUAGAGCCUUCAGUGGCUUCCGCGCUGCUCGCCCCUCUCCGGGCGAUGCAUUUCUGUGGUACGAGUAUUUCAAAACACAUUACGGAUCUUUUGAGUAGUGGAGGCAAUGGACUCGAACGAAUUUUCCCUCAAGGGGGCAAGUUGUAUUCAUGA